CGUCAUUAUAUUUAUGAAGUCACUCUACACUCAAUGUAUAUAUUUCCUUCUUACUAGCAUGUGUUGAACAGUGUUGAAUAUUCACUCAGUGUAGAAACACUCCACCAGUUCCUGCCAAUGGGAUUCGCUAUUAGAGGAUUAAACUGUGGUAUGUGGUAUUUCACAUCCCAAAAUCCCCAGAUACCAAUUCCUGAUACCUUCAAAAAUGUUCAUAAAGUGAAAAAUUCGACUUUUAUUUUUUUACAUUACCACCCUGUACCUCAGAGACGAAGCAAUUCAGACUUAGGCAAGCUGUUUCGAAUCGGCAUACUCAGAUUUCACGAAAAAUUUUUGCCAAGGUUUGGUACAGACUUUUCAGGGACACCCUGUAUUACGUAUCUUGUUGGAAGCCAAAAUGUUAGAUGUAGUGUCUGCAGCUGUUGCGAGACUCGUUUUCUGGAUAAUGUUUCAAGAAAAUGACGUACGUCAUUUGUCAGUGUCAUUUGUCGUCAGCCGUCAAUGUCAAGACUUGGUGCCCCAGCCUUCAGCUGUCAAUAUUGUUUUUUUAGGAUCAUGAAGAUAUUACUAAGAAUCCUUUGAAUCCUAGGAAUUUCGAUCCCUAAAAUAAAAUUGUUCAUUCAACAUUCAUCAAUAAAAAUUCUGCAUCUUAUAAAUAUGCUGCCAAAUUCUCUUAAGGAAUAAUAUAAAAUAUACCUGUAGCAGUAGCGUUUGAUUAAACUACGAUUGCAGAACACAAACUACCAGCUACUAGGAGAGGAUUUGAAGUAAUCCAUAAUGGCAGAUUUCAUCGAAUCUGAAGCUGAAGAAAGCAGUGAAGAGGAAGACUUGGAACCUCGAGAGCGCAAGAAAGCAAAAAAAGUCAAAGCUGUUGAUAGUUCAGAGGAGGAAGAGGAAGAUGAUGAAGAACGUAUUCGUGAAGAACUUAAAGACUUGAUUGACGAUAAUCCAAUUGAUGAAAGCGAUGCAGAAUCGGAUGCCUCAGGAGGAGAAAAGCGAAAAAAAUCGGAUGAUGAAGAUCUGGACGAUCGAUUGGAAGAUGAAGAUUAUGAUUUGCUUGAGGAAAAUUUGGGAGUUAAAGUCGAGAGACGGAAAUUCAAACGUUUGCGACGUUUUGAAGAUGAGGAAAGUGAAGGAGAAGAAGAGCAGGAUCCUGACCAAGAUCGAGAACAGAUCGCUAUGGAUAUUUUCUCAGAGGAUGACGACGAGCGCCGUUCGGAACGCAGCCACCACGCCUCCGCGGCAGCCGCCGACACCGAACUCCUAGGCGGCGAAGAAGAAGAAGAGGGCGAGUACUCUGACGCCGACGACUUCAUCGUCGACGACGAUGGUCGCCCCAUCGCCGAGAAGAAGAAGCGCAAGCGGCCGAUCUUCGCCGACGCGGCUCUCCAGGAGGCGCAGGAGAUGUUCGGCGUGGACUUUGAUUAUGACGAGUUCAGUAAGUACGAUCAGGAGGAUUACGAGGAGGACGAGGAGGAGGAGGAAGAGGACGAGUACGAGGAGGACGAGGAGGGGGGCAGGAGAAGAGAACCAAAGAAGACAGCUAGAAAAAAACCAACGAAAAAGUCUAUCUUUGAAGUAUAUGAACCAAGUGAACUUAAGAGGGGUUUCUUUACUGACCUUGAUAAUGAGAUUCGUAAUACUGACAUCCCUGAAAGAAUGCAACUUCGUGAUGUUCCCAUUACUGCUGUUCCUGAUGAUUCCACUGAGUUGGAUGAUGAAGCAGAAUGGAUUUACAAGCAGGCAUUCUGUAAAUCCUCUGUUUCCAAUACGGAGGCACACCUUACUGCUGAAACAAGAGACAAGAUGAAAAAGGGACCUCAAACUAUUGGUAAAAUUAGAAAGGCACUUGAUUUCAUGAGAAAUCAACAACUAGAAGUGCCAUUUAUAGCAUUCUAUAGGAAAGAAUAUGUACAGCCAGAGUUGAAUAUAAAUGAUUUAUGGAAAGUCUACAAGUUUGAUGCAAAAUGGUGCCAACUCAAAACGCGCAAAGAGAACCUAGUCCAACUAUUUGAAAAAAUGAGGUCCUAUCAGCUAGAUGUACUGAUGAAAGAUCCUGAUGCCCCCAUACCUGACAAUAUUCGAGUAAUGACUGACUUGGAUAUAGAAAGAUUAAGAAACGUCCAAACUGCUGAAGAGCUCAAUGAUGUCCACAACCACUUUAUAUUGUAUUAUGCUUCUGAUUUGCCAGCAAUGCAUGCUGCUUGGAGGACCAAAGAAAAGGAGAGAAGAAAGCAUGAGAAGAGGCAAGCUAGACUUAGAUUGAUAGCCGAAAGUGAAGAAGGUGCAGAGAUUCCAGAAGAAGUAGAAGAAAUAGAAGAUGAUGAUCCAGAACCAGAAACUCUCAAGUAUGCUAAUAGGUCUGGAAGCUAUUCUCUUUGUUCCAAAGCAGGCUUAGAUCCACUGGCAAAGAAAUUUGGGCUUACUCCAGAACAUUUUGCAGAGAAUUUAAGAGACAACUACCAGAGAAAUGAGGUUGAUCAGGAACAUGUUGAACCUACUGAAGCAGCAAGAGAAUUCAUUUCGCCGAAAUUCCAAACAGUUGAAGAAGUUUUGCAAGCUGCAAAGUAUAUGGUUGCUUUACAGAUAGCUCGUGAACCUUUAGUGCGAAAAUGUGUCAGGGAGGUAUUUUUUGAGAGAGCUAAAAUGAAUGUUUAUCCCACCAAGAAGGGUCUUAAAGUCAUUGACGAGACACAUAACUGUUACAGUAUGAAAUAUGUGAAGAACAAGCCAGUGCGAGAUUUGACUGGUGAUCAAUUUUUGAAAUUAUGUUUAGCUGAAGAAGAACUACUUUUAACUAUAACAAUUAAUGAGACAAUUGAAGGUAAUACAACUGCUUCUUACAUUGAUGAAGUCAAACAACUUUAUAUUAAGGACGAAUUCAGUAAAAACGUCCAAGACUGGAACGCUUUGAGAAUGGAAUGUGUAGAACGUGCUCUUAGCAAGAGCGUUUUUCCUGAUUUGAAGUCGGAAUUGAAGAGGAUACUACUAGCAGAAGCCAAAGAGUUUGUACUAAAGACAUGUUGUAGGAAAUUAUAUAACUGGAUAAAAAUUGCCCCCUAUACAAUAACGUUUCCCGAAGAAGAUGAAGAUGACUGGGACACUACAAAAGGGGUUAGAUCUAUGGGUCUUGCAUAUGUUCCUGAUUAUACAGUGUCAGCUUUUGCUUGUAUAUCUGCACCCGAUGGUGAAAUAACGGACUAUUUGAGGUUACCUCACGUGCUUAAAAGGAAAAACAGUUUUAGAGAAGAAGAGAAAAUGUUGAAGGAGGCAGAUCUUCAGGCGGUGAAAAAUUUUAUAUAUACUAAAAAACCACAUGUGAUCGCCAUCGGAGGCGAAUCACGAGAAGCUCUCAUGAUUGCUGAAGAUAUUCGAGGUGUCAUCAAUGAAUUGGUCGAGUCUGAUCAAUUUCCGCAAAUCAAAGUUGAAAUCAUUGACAACGAAUUAUCCAAAGUUUAUGCAAAUUCAAACAAGGGGCAAACUGAUUACCGUGAUUAUCCUGAACUUCUGAGGCAGGCUGUAUCUCUAGCAAGGAAGAUGCAGGAUCCUCUUGUUGAAUAUUCACAACUGUGUAAUGGUGAUGAGGAAAUUCUGAGUUUACGGUUUCAUCCACUUCAGGGUCAAUUGUCCAAGGAAGAACUCCUAGAAGCCGUUUGUCUCGAAUUCGUCAACCGAACUAACGAAGUUGGUGUCGACAUUAACCUGGCCGUCCAGCAGGCGCAUAAAUCCAACCUUGUGCAAUUCAUCUGCGGCCUCGGACCACGUAAGGGCCAGGCUCUGCUCAAGGUGUUGAAGCAGACGAAUCAGAGGCUGGAGAAUAGAACUCAACUUGUGACGGCAUGUCAUAUGGGUCCGAAAGUCUUCAUCAACUGCUCCGGUUUCAUUAAGAUCGAUACAAAUAGUCUGGGAGACAGUACUGAAGCAUACGUUGAGAUAUUGGAUGGUUCUCGAGUACACCCAGAAACAUACGAAUGGGCCAGGAAAAUGGCUGUAGACGCUCUGGAAUAUGAUGACGAUGAAGGAGCAAAUCCGGCUGGGGCCCUGGAAGAGAUACUCGACGCUCCAGAGCGGCUCAAAGAUUUAGAUCUUGAUGCAUUUGCUGAGGAAUUGGAGCGACAAGGAUUUGGAAAUAAAAGCAUCACCUUGUAUGACAUCAGAGCCGAACUUAACUGUAGGUAUAAAGAUUUGAGACAGCCUUUCCACUCUGCAAAUCCUGAAGAACUAUUCGACAUGCUCACAAAGGAAACUCCUGAAACAUUUUAUAUUGGCAAAAUGGUUCAAGCAUCAGUCUUUGGUAUUGCACGUAGGAAACCAAAGCCAGAUCAGCUUGAUCAGGCGAAUCCUGUUCGUAAUGACGAAAGCGGUCUGUGGCAGUGUCCAUUUUGCUUGAAAAAUGACUUCCCUGAACUGUCAGAUGUAUGGAACCACUUUGAUGCUGGAUCAUGCCCAGGUCAAGCUACUGGCGUAAAGUUACGCCUUGACAAUGGAAUCUUAGGUUAUAUUUAUAUCAAGAACAUUAGUGAUAAACCAGUAUCGAAUCCAGAGGAAAGAGUGGGAAUAGGCCAAAUAAUUCACUGUAGAAUAUUGAAAAUUGAUGUAGAAAGGUUCAGUGUUGAUUGUACGUCAAAAUCGAGUGAUCUUCUGGAUAAAAACCAUGAAUGGAGGCCACCAAGAGAUCCAUAUUAUGACCAAGAACGUGAAGACAAAGACCUUCGGACUGAAGCAGAAAAGAAACAAGACAAACAACGUAAAACUUACAUCAAACGGGUUAUUGUUCAUCCUGCCUUUCACAAUAUAUCAUACGCGGAAGCGGAAAAGUGCAUGGCCAAUAUGGAUCAAGGUGAGGUCAUCGUGAGGCCUUCAAGCAAGGGUGCUGAACAUCUGACGAUUACGUGGAAAGUUGCUGACGGGAUUUAUCAGCACAUUGAUAUAAAGGAAGAGGGAAAAGCGAACGCGUUUUCUUUGGGGAAGUCUUUAUUGAUUGGAAGUGAAGAAUUCGAAGAUCUAGAUGAAAUAAUAGCUAGACAUGUUACCCCAAUGGCAUCGCACGCCAGGGAUUUGCUCUACUUCAGAUAUUAUAAAGACUUCGAGGGUAAUCACAAAGAAAAGGCUGAUGAGUUCUUGAAAGACGAGAAGAAGAAAAACGCUUCCAAAAUCCACUAUGUUAUUAGUGCUGCAAAGAACAUUCCAGGCAAAUUUUUGCUGUCAUAUCUUCCAAGAAACAAAGUGAGGCAUGAAUACAUAACUGUCACGCCAGAAGGUUACCGAUUUAGGCAGCAGAUGUUCGAUUCUGUCGCUUCCGUAAUGAAGUGGUUCAAAGAACAUUUCAGGGAGCCCCCACCUGGUGGAGUGACACCCGGUACACCAAGGUUAUCUUCUGGUCGGACUCCUUAUGCUGGUACACCUUCAUUCAAUAUGAACACAGAAGCUAUUCAAAGGGUUGCUCAAAAUCUUCCAAGUCAUAUGAUGCAGACAUUAUCAGCUGUAGCAAAUCAAACUCCUCAUUAUCCACACACUCCAGGUGGAGCUUAUGGGGCUGCAAACUAUAUAAAUACGCCGUACACCCCGAGUGGCCAAACGCCCUACAUGACCCCCUACCAGACGCCGCGCUACGGCCAGCAAACCCCCUCGCAGCAGCAGCAGCACCUGCCAGGGGCGGCGCACGGGGCGAACGGCGUGUUCUUGCACCCCGGUGCCGUCACGCCGGCGCAGCGCACGCCCAGCUACCGCACCAACGCGCCGACGCAGUCGCCGGUCGUGUCGCAGAGCCCGGUGCCCAGUCCGGGGUCGCAGAGCUCCUACAGCAGCAGUCUGACCCACCAGAGCAGGUCGGCUGGGUAUGGUGGCGAGCCGAUCAGGUUCCAGCCAUCUGAGUCCCCGCGAAGUUAUGCCAGCGGUAGAGGAUCGUUUGGAGAUCGCUCAAAUUAUGGAGCCGCUGCUAGUGAGACAAUGGACUGGCAGAAGGCUGCUGAAGCAUGGGCUGCCAGAUCUAAAGGCACUCCCAGAAGUGAAAGUCGCAAUACUCCACGAUCUAUGGGCCAGAGAACUCCAAGAUAUAAUGAAAACGAUGAGAGGAUGAGAAUGAAGAAUAUCGGCAAAAGUCCGAGGUCGGUGAGAUCCACUCCACGUACUAAUACUUCCCCUCAUUCGAUGUCGUUAGGAGAUGCAACACCAUUAUAUGAUGAAAGCAUAUAAGAAAGGCAGGUCACAUACGAAGUGAUAUCGAGACUUACUUUUACGAAUUGAAUAAUAAGUAAAAGGAGUUUAUUUUUUUAUUCAAUAAUUUUCAUAUUUUUCAUUUUUUCUCCUUAUCAAAUCAAGUUGAAUAAAACAACCCCUGUUUCAUAAGCUUACCAUGGUGUUUUUAUGUAACUUAUGAAAUAGAAACAACUACUUCAUUGUAUUGAAAAUAUUAUUUAUGAAAUGCAAUAUAUUUUGUAUUGUGUUUGUCGAUUUGUUGUUACGUAAAAAACUCUGUACAGUGUGCUCAUUCUUGAGCAAUAAAUUUUAUUGUCAAUUCCUAAUGUCACCCUUUUUAUUGCUUCAUGACUAUUUGUGUCUUUUUUUUGUAAUUGAUGACUGAGGAAUAUAAUAAUGGUUUC
This is a messenger RNA of Phaedon cochleariae (mustard beetle), 6599 nucleotides long. NCBI's taxonomy places the organism in Eukaryota, Metazoa, Arthropoda, Insecta, Coleoptera, Chrysomelidae. The record is from the annotation of a GenBank genome assembly.